AUGUCUGAAGUUGGAUUGGAUGACGAACAACACAACCCUAUUGGACAUAACCUUGGGAUUCCACAUGAGCAGAGCAAGAUAGUAACUCCUAACCAGACACCUCAGCAGCUACAAUGGCAACCGCCAAACAUUGAGCAAGUUGUAAACAAUGACCUUUCUCAGAAUCCAACUUCAAUGAAUGUUUUGCUAACAUCAAAUGGACCGCUGACAAUAAGUUUAAGUAUGUUUUUUUCGCUUAUGGAGCAUCAAUUGAGGGUUGGAAACACUGCAGACCAGUGGUUCUUCAGACACGUGAAAAAGGUGUUUGGCACGCGCAAAGACCUAUCAAUUCUUUCCGAUCGCCACGCAUCAAUUGCAACUACAAUCAAAGAACUAUAUCCAUAUACCCAGCAUGGAAUAUGCAUCUACCACAUGGAGAAGAACUUGCAGAAAUAUUUCCCAUCCGGAGCGAUCCUAUCAUUGUUCUACAAUGCAGUAACUACCUACAAACAAGCAGAGUUUCGUACCUAUAUGUCACAGAUACAACAAAUCGACCCAAAAGCUGCAGAAUACCUAGAAAAAGAACCACCGGAAAGAUGGGCACGUUCAUUCCACACCAACAGGCGUUACAACAUGCUCACAAUAAAUAAUGUCGAGACAAUGAAUUCUGUAUUGAGGAAAGCAAGGGAGUUGCCAAUAAUGGUAGAAAACAUAACUCCCGUCAAAUUUGUUGUGAAAAAUGAAGGAUAUCAAUACAAUGUAGACCUGAAGAAUAUGACUUGUGAGUGCUUGGAGUUCCAAACUGACGAGUUACCGUGCACACAUGCCAUGGCAGUUAUAGACAAAAGAAGUUUGCCAAAAUCUAUAUACUGUGCAGACUGGUUCAAGAAACAAGCCUGCCAAGAGACAUACAAAGGUGAAAUACUAUCAGUUGGAAAUCAAGACUCAUGGAUUAUUCCACAAAACAUUAUGGAUAUUAAAAUAACGCUGCCUGAUGUUAAAAUAAGACCUGGAAGAAAACAAAUAAAAAGAUAUCGCCCAAGAAGAGAAUCGACAAAGUACACAUACAGAUGUGGUAGAUGCAAGUUCUUUGGACACACUAGGGCAACUUGUAACCACAGUCCAGCUCUCAAUCCAUAUUCAAGAAGAUACAGGAAGAGGAAAUUGUCAUCCUAA
Molecule: messenger RNA, 1155 nt
Organism: Lycium barbarum (goji berry)
Lineage: Eukaryota; Viridiplantae; Streptophyta; Magnoliopsida; Solanales; Solanaceae
Exons: 4
Coding region: 1-1155 (384 amino acids)
Molecular function (GO): zinc ion binding
Source: RefSeq, a predicted model, not a curated record